AAAUAUAUUUUUCUUAAUUAUAUCUCGAUGAAUCUUAACUCAAGGUUUUUUUUUGCCAUUCACGUAUCUAACACGCAUUAAUAAACUGACUAUGACUUCAUCAUGUCUAAAAAAACCUUGAAAUCAGAAUCUAUAUAAAGCUAGCGUUCAGAACCAGUCGAACUAUUCGCAAGAAAACUGAGUAAAUAAGAUGAUAUUUUAUACGUUUAGUGUAAUUAGUGCUGUAGCAGUUGGAUUAUGCAUAGCAGAAGAACUUCCUGUAACUAUCUGCAAGCGAAAUUCUCCCAACUAUUCCAAUUGCUUAAAACUUGCAAUAGAAGAAGCAUGGCCACGAUUUGUUAAAGGACUUCCAGAAUUUGACUUUCCAUCUUUGGAUCCAUUAUCUUACGAAUACGGCGAAUUUGAAUUUCAGAGAAACGAGAUAUAUGGAAGAAUAAACCUGUCAAAUGUUAUUACUAAAGGUUUAACGAAUAUUAGUUUUUUAUCUGUGAAACCGCAUUUCCUCGAUGAUGGCUUUCGUUUGGAAAUUGAUACAAAUGUACCAAAAAUGUUUAUCAAAGGUAAUUGCAAGGCAGAAGGUAAAGUAGGCGGAUUUCAAAUGGGUGGAAAAGGACGCUUUAAUCUGACAUUAGAAAAUAUCAGAGGAACAUGGGAUUUAAUAGGGAACGUAACAAAUGAUAGGUGGACUGUAGAACGUUUCCAUUUCAUGCCAUCAGUUGGAAAUAUGAAAAUCCAUUUUGACGAUUUAUUUAAUGGCAAUGAAGAACUUAGUAUCUUGGAAGACGUGCAUGAUAUACAUAAGCGCAAACAGCUACGUGAACACGGGAUAGAUGGGCUGCACGUUGUGGCAGGGAUAUUCUCGGGAAAUUCACCAUUUUUAAGCUUAUCCAUGGUACUUAUUUCUCGGGAGAUACGGGAGGCCCAGAGUUUCAUCCUGGCAGCAAGCGGAAGGAUACAAAACGAGCGCGAGCUCGCCGGCGUAAAGGAUGAACGUGUUUUCCAGCUGUAGGGACGAGAUAUGUUCUUGGAAAAUCGGUGACCACUUUAGAACGAGGCAAACAUGAUUAUCGGUA
Molecule: messenger RNA, 1073 nt
Organism: Camponotus floridanus (Florida carpenter ant)
Lineage: Eukaryota; Metazoa; Arthropoda; Insecta; Hymenoptera; Formicidae
Exons: 5
Coding region: 191-1009 (272 amino acids)
Source: RefSeq, a predicted model, not a curated record